AUGGACGAUCGACCAGUUAGUGGUGGAGGCGCUUACAAAAUUAAUUGGGAUGAAAUAGAUGAAGUAUCAAAUCCAUUUGGAAGUGGUGUUAAGGGUCUCCCGACUAAAACUCAACCGAAGUCUCUCACUAAACCAUCUCCCCAAGGAGAUCGCUCAGACGAUAACACAAGUCAAUCAGCAAAUUUAUCAACUGGCUCAGAUCCUGAGAAACUGCUCAAUAAAUCUCCACAGAACUCUCAACCGUUACCCAAACCUCCUUCCAAGUUCAGUAACUCUACUGAAAUCAAGCAAUCACCGAAUUCCUUGUCGUCUGAACCGUCUUCAGUGGUAAACGGACAAGCGAGGCCUAAAGACAUCCAAAGUGAAAAUGUUCCUCGGUGUAAUGGUGAGAUACCCGCAACUCCAGUUCCCCAGCCGAUCCCAUCUCCUGAAGAAAUAUGUGAAGCGUUACAAAAUGUUAUCGAUAAUCAAUCUGACAGUUCUGAUGCUGGUAAUAAUUUAAAGGCUUCACCAGAUCAUUCUGAUGAAUUUGAUCCAAAUUUAGAUGAACCAGUGGAAAACAAUAUCGACAAUACCAGUGUUAUUCCUGAUGUUAUGCAAACUUCACGUGUGGAUUCAUCAACUCGGCCAGUAUCACCAGCUCAAACUGUAAUGCUUAAUAAAUCAGAUACACCUUUAAUGAAUGGAAAAGAAAACUCUCAACUACCUCCUCAACAUCCGUUUAGAUCAUCACGAGAUUCUAAAUCAAAUGAUACAGAAUUAAUUGCACUACGUAAGGAACGUGAUCAACUUUUAACUACAAUUGAAGAGAUGAAACAUUGUAUCACAGAGUAUGACCGUAGUUUACAGCAUAUGGUUGAAGAAAAAGCUUAUAGAGAAAGAGAAGUUAACGUUCCAGUUGCUGAUGUAGUGAAAGAACGUGAUGAAGCUUUAGAAGAAUUGGCUACAAUUGAAAAAGCUUUUGGAGAUCUACAUAGACGUUUUGAGAAAUCGAAACAAGUAAUCGAAGGUUUUAAACAGAAUGAAGAAGCCUUAAAAAAGAGCAUUGAUGAACAUAAAAGCUUAUUACAACUUCAAGAAAGAAAAUAUUUAGCUUUGAAAAAACACGCUGAAGAGCAGCUAUUAAAAGUAAAUCAAGACACAGAGAGAAUAAAACAAGAGUAUGAAACCAACCUAACUCGAUUGCAGGCUUCAUUAAGAAUUUCUGAACUUCAAGUUAAGAGUCUUGAAUCUCAAAUAGAACGAAAAACUCGUGAAAACGAAGAACUCACUAAAAUCUGCGAUGAACUACUAAGUAAAUAUGGUGGACUAACAUGA
Molecule: messenger RNA, 1317 nt
Organism: Schistosoma turkestanicum
Lineage: Eukaryota; Metazoa; Platyhelminthes; Trematoda; Strigeidida; Schistosomatidae
Source: the annotation of a GenBank genome assembly